CAAAAGCCCAUAUAAAGGAGAAGAAGGGAGGAGACUUGACUGGGUGGAAAAAGAAAAGAAAAACUAGUUGAUGAAGCAAGGAAGCUCAACUGAAAUUAUUACACAACAUUGGUCUAUAAAAGCCCAAAGGUGCUAGGCUGUUGCUUCAUUGCGUAAUUGAAGAGAAAUAAUUGUUUAUAUUUCGCAUACAAGUACUGAAAUGAGGCUAAUUAAGCAGCUGGUGGUUGCUUUAGUAAUUGCUUCAUUAUUAGAGGGAUGGUGGAGCUGUGAUGGUUGUUUGGAUUAUGAGAGAAAUGCUCUUUUGCAACUCAGGGCUUCUUUCAAUCAUCCUGAACUCAUGUCACUCUUUUCCUGGGGAUUAUACACUGAUGACUGUUGUAAAUGGGAAAAAAUUCACUGCAGCUCCACCACUAGACGAGUUUCCAAACUCAGUAUUUGGGGCGAUUUUUCGCCCGUUGAAUGGUGCUUCAAUGCCUCUUUGUUUCUUCCUUUUCAAGAAUUGACGAGUCUUAGCUUACAAAACAAUCAUAUUAUUGAUUGUGUUGAGAAUGAAGGUUUUGAAAGAUUAGAAAAGCUCAGCAAGUUGGAGUUUCUUGAUUUAGAAUAUAACUUGUUCAACAACGAGAGCAUUGUAUCAUCCAUUGGCCAUCUUUCAUCUUUAAAAUCAUUGAAUUUGGCCGACAAUGGAUUGGAAAGUAUAACUGAUAUUCAAGGACUAUCAAGUCUUCAAAAUUUGGUGUUUCUUGAUUUGUCAUUCAACAAUUUCAAUGAUAGCAUCAUAUCAUUUUUACGAAUCUUUCCAUCUUUAAAAUCAUUAAAUUUAGCCUACACUGGAUUGGGAAGUGGUAUUCAAGGUUAGCUCUAAUUGUGAUAUCUUUUUAUUAUAAUUGAUCAGGAUUUUCCUUUUACUUAUUUAUUUUCAAUUUUCAAGUGAAACUUUGACUGAUACUCUUUUAUGACUUGUGAAGGACUAUCAGGACUUGAAAAUUUGGAGUUUCUUGAUUUGUCAUUCAACAACUUCAACAAGAGCAUCAUACCACUUCUAAGUGUAUUUUCAUCUUUAAAAUCUUUAAAAUUGAUCUACAACAGACUGGAAAAUAUAACUGAUUUUCAAGGACUAUCAAAACUUAGCAAUUUGGAAUUUCUUGAUUUAAGUCGUAAUGACUUCGGCAAUAGUACUCUAUCAUCCAUUAGUGAUCUUUCAUCUUUAAAAGAAUUACAUCUGGAUAAAUGUGGAUUGAGAGGAACAUUCGAUAUUCAAAAAUGGGAUGCUUUGGGUAGCUUAAAGGUACUGAGCCUAGGAGGAAAUCGAAUUACCAAAGUUGUGGACUCAAGAGGUAUGCCAGUUAAAACAAAGUUUGAUACAUGCAUUAAUAGUUGGGUGGUCCUGGUUGUUGGUUUUUAUUGUAUUUUCAAUAUAGAUUCCAAUUCCAUAAAUUAAACAUUACAUAUUUUCUCUAUUAUAUCACAAAACAUAAUUGUAUUCACUAGUGAAGCAAUUCGUUCCAAGUAACUGUGUGUGCAUAUAGACUAGCCUUAAGCCCUGUAGGCUAAUAUGAACAAUAAAAUACAACCCUCCUUUGCUAAGAUGUCCAAAGUAUAAUAUAUAUAUAUAUACACACACACACACUUUUUUUAAGAAAAAAGAAAAUUGCAUGUAAAGUCACUAACUAGAAUUGCUUUGGUGCACAAUUGAAGGACUAUCAAAACUUAGAAGUUUGGAAUUUCUUGAUUUAAGUGUUAAUGAAUUCGGCAAUAGUGCCCUAUCAUUCAUUGGUGAUCUUUCAUCUAAAAGAAUUACAUCUUUUAACCCUCUUUUUGUCACACUCAUGGUUUAUUACAAAAAGGAAUUUUAUGAAUUUUUUUAUACUCACUUGAAUAUUUGACAAAAUGAUAUCAAUUUUAAAGAUAUUUGUUUUUAUGUUAAUAAUUAUAUUGAUGCAGUAGUAUGCAAUAAAUAAAAUAAUUUUUAAAAUUUUUAUAUUAUUUGCGGACUUAAGACAUUUUAAUAAAGUUUAGUAUAUCAUUUUAUAAAAAAAAUAAAUAAAUAAAAAAUAAACAUAGACCCUUACUAGUCUUUCAAAAAUUUCAAAUUACUUGUUUAUACAUUUCUAAAAAUGAAAAUAUAUUUGAAAGCAAAGCUUAGAAUGUCUUUUUUACCAUAAUUAACCCUCACAAAUUGAUAUUUGAUAGACACAUUUUAGAUUUGUACUAACACUUUUCACAUAAAUAAUUUUAGGUUUAUGCGAGUUAAAACAUCUUCAAAAGCUAGAUAUGAGCUACAAUGAUCUCAGUGGCACUUUACCUUUAUGUCUAGCAAAUUUAACAUCCCUUCAACUGUUAGAUCUAUCUUCCAAUCACUUCAUCGGAAAUAUCUCCUUAUCUCCCCUGGGGACCCUCACAUCCAUGCACACAUUACAUCUUUCAAGCAACCUGUUCCAAAUCCCAAUCUCUCUUCUGCCAUUCUUCAACCUUUCAAAGCUCAAGCACCUGGAUUGUUAUGAGAAUGAAAUAUAUGCAGAUAUAGAUGUGCCUACUUUGACACCAAAAUUUCAACUACGGACCCUAGAUUUGUCAGGUCAAGGAGAUGGCGGAGUGUUUCCCAAGUUCUUCUACUAUCAGCAUAAAUUAGAAUAUGUUUAUAUGUCAAAUAUUAAAAUGAAGGGACAGUUUCCACAUUGGUUGAUCAGGAACAACACAAAAUUAUACACACUUCACUUGCCCAACUGUUCUCUUUCGGGGCCUCUCCAAUUGCCAAUUCAUUCCCAUGUGUAUUUUUCACACUUAGACAUCUCUGACAACUACUUCAAUGGCUCUAUUCCAACAGAAAUUAGAGUAUGUUUUCCAAGUUUAAAUUCUCUAGACUUGUCUGGAAAUGGUCUCACCGGUGGCAUUCCUUCAUCAUUUGGCAAAAUGAGUCAACUGACAGAAUUAGACUUGUCCAACAAUCAUUUGUCAGGCAUAAUACCCCAAGACUUGAUUGUUGGAUGCAGUUCGUUAUCUGAGCUCAUUCUUUCAAACAAUAGUUUGCAUGGCCAAAUAUUCCCAAAACAAGCUAAUUGCAAAGAAUUGAUUCGAUUAUUGUUGGAUGGCAAUCAAUUCACUGGAAGUAUCCCAUAUAGCAUAACUAAUUGCACACGGUUGAAAGUGUUGGACGUGAGAGAUAAUCAGCUCUUUGGCAGCAUCCCUAGUUGGAUAGGGAAUAUGACUUCUCUUCAAAUCUUGGAUCUUUCAAAGAAUAAUUUCUUUGGAAACCUGCCAUCCAGCUUUUGCCCUCCAUCGAUCGGUGAAGUUUAUUUAUCAAGAAAUAGGCUACAAGGACCAUUGAUGAAUGCAUUUUACAAUUGUCCUAGUUUAAUGAUAUUGGAUCUUAGACACAACAAUUUCACUAGAAGAAUUCCAGAAUGGAUUGGCAAUUUUUCAGCAUUGACCUAUCUUCUUUUGGGUUAUAAUAAUCUUGAAGGUAAAAUACCAAUUCAGUUGUGCAACUUAACUCAAUUAAGGUUGGUUGAUCUUUCUAAUAAUAAUCUUUUUGGUCAUGUCCCCCCUUGCAUAAGCAUUGAUAGCAAUUGGGUUAGGGGAAUUCAAGAUGUAGAUGAUCGUUUUAUAACUUAUAUUAGGGAACAACCUUUGGAGUUUACAACAAAGAGAAUAUCAUAUUAUUUUCGAGGAAGAGUUCUCAAGCUCAUCUCAGGACUCGAUCUGUCCUGCAACAAUUUGACAGGUAAAAUUCCUGCUGAAUUAGGAAAUCUUAGCAUGAUCCAGGUGUUAAACCUGUCCCAUAAUAGUUUGACAGGAUUGAUUCCGCAAUCAUUUUCAAACUUGAAGCAAAUUGAGAGCUUGGAUCUGUCCUACAACAAAUUGAAUGGCAAAAUCCCUCAACUCACUCAACUACAUUGGCUAGCUGUCUUCAGUGUAGCACACAACAAUUUAUCUGGCAAGACACCUGAGAUGGUUGCACAAUUUGCGACAUUCGACAAUAGUAGCUAUGAGGGAAACCCUUUCCUUUGUGGACCUCCAUUGUCUAAAAGUUGCUUUUCUUCAUCAAUAAUGCCAAGAGUUUCAGAGGAAGAUAAAAAAGAUCAUAAAAGAGAUGGUGGCUUUAUGGACAUGGAUGCUUUCUAUGUGAGUUUUCUGAUUUCUUAUGCCUUAGUGUUGUUGACCAUGGCUGCCAUUUUGUUCAUAAAUCCAUAUUGGCGAAGAGCAUGGUUCUAUAUGAUAGGGUUGAGCCUCACCAACCUCUACUAUUUUCUGGUAGACAAUAUUCCUUUUUGGUUUAGAUGCUAUUGAAGUCUGGGUCUGCUAUGUACUUUAAAAGCAUUCAACCAUGAUCAGUGAGCUGAGUUUAUGUCCUAGUUUGAGUAAGCUAGGUUGGUUGCAGAAUAAUGAGCUGGAGCUGAUUGCAGAGUAUAAUUUAUUACUUGUUUUUGUCAGUUAAUUAGGUGAGCUGUGAACAAACAUUGUUAACUUUGUAUACAAUUGUAUACUGUUCAUACUUUCAAGUUAACUUUGUCAGUUAUAAUUCAAUGCUUUCAUGGUUAAAUUCUUAAUUCCUUCUUCAAAUGGAACCUACAAUAUGGUUUCAAAGGGAAAUUUUAAUAAGUUAGAACAAAAACAAAUAUAUUCGAAACAAUCAUACCAUUAUAUAUAUAACGCAUACACUUUAAACAAUGUCAAACUCACCAUAAUCGAAUAGUCAAAAUAAAAUCAUUUCGACAUACUCCAAUCGUAUAUAAUAAUUUUUCCCUAUUCAGCCCAUUUUCUUCUUGUGGUGAGUAUUCUCAAAUUCCCCUUACCAAUUAAUAAAAUCAAGCUCCAUUCCACACCAAAAUUGAGAAGUUGUUAAUUAUUUAUGACAAUAGUAGAUAUAUCCUUCCAAAAUAAAGGAGCGAAAAUAUCCAAAGAAAGUUGAAAAGGUGAGGGAUUUGGGAAGUGGAGAUGUGAAGAGGCAAAGGUUGGCUUGAUCGAAUUAGUUCCUCUUUUGGGAAGGAAAAUAAAUGGAAAUGUGGAGCUUGUUCAAGAGAAAGAUAAUGAAGUGUCUUCAAUGUGUGUAGAGGAAACACAGAAGAGUAAUGAACCUGAAAUGGCGGUAACGAAUGAGGACUUGCAGGGGGAUUACAAUGGAAUGAUGAAUCUCAAGAAAUGAUCAGUGGUUCAUUGCUAAAUUCCAUGAAUAAUGAGGGUUUAGUAAAAAGGAAUUAUUUGGAUGAGGUUAUGAUGGAUUCAGUUGACAGUCUGCGGAAAAGAGAAGCUCAAUGCCUGUUGAUGAAGGUGGAUUUUUCAAAAAUGUAUUUCAAGCCAUAGAAUUUCUUGCUGGCUAGCAAGGAUGAGGGAGCCAUGCUGAAUGCCACUGAUUUUGGAUUAUCUGUGUUCAGUGAAGAAGGGAAUAAUCAAUAAUGAGAAGAUCAAAUGCAAGAUAAAACAAAUGUUCAGUGUAGAUGCAAUCAGGUAUUUGAGCAGGAUCAAAAGCAGGAUGAAGUGACAUUGUGCCUUGCAAGAGUUCAGUUCAAUUAGCAGAGAUUCCCUUGAGAGCUUGUUUCAGUCUAUUGGUGGUGGAUUUUUUUCUUUUUUUUCUGGGAUAAAUAUUGAUUAGUGUAGUUGUUAAGCUGUUAGAGAAGUUUUGAGCUGUUAAACAGUUAGAGAGAAGAGCUGAUUGUAAUCUUUAUGCAAGGGAUUGAACCUUCUGUAAUAUGCUAUCUAUGAUUGAAUAAUAACUCUCUUCUUGCUCAA
Molecule: messenger RNA, 5730 nt
Organism: Hevea brasiliensis (rubber tree)
Lineage: Eukaryota; Viridiplantae; Streptophyta; Magnoliopsida; Malpighiales; Euphorbiaceae
Product: cuscuta receptor 1-like
Exons: 5
Coding region: 2275-4290 (671 amino acids)
Molecular function (GO): protein binding
Source: RefSeq, a predicted model, not a curated record